AUGACUUGGGCUGGCAUAGGUGAGCCGGGUGGCAAAGCUUCACUAAUGUACCGUGAUGCUCAGGGGCGACCCAUCGCAGGUCGUCAGACCACCACUGCUACGAUUGAGAUUGCUGGCGUGAAGUUUCGCGAGCAGUGGCUCCUUUCAUCAGUCAGCCAGCCACUCUUCUGUGUUGGCAAGCUCAUGCGCAACAAUGGCUGGGACAUAGUGCACGAUGGUGACAAGGUUCCGCACCUCACGAGCCCUGAUGGUGCUGUCCGAGUGCCUCUGUUCUACAAGAACUAUAGCCUGCAUGCCAGAGGCUUCAUUCGAGGUUUGUUUGAACAGCCAGACACCACCGAGCUGUCAGUGCGAGCACUUGAUGUUACAGGUCCGUGGCUUGAGUUGAGUGGCGAAUUCCAGGAAGUUGCCCCUCUUGUGUAUGCCCGGCGUGAUAACACAGACUGCUUUCUUGAUUGCGGUGUUGCACUUGCGCACCUUGGGGUGCGGUACCGUACCACGGUCAGGCAGGACAGCCUGGGUUGGAACGUUGUGGAGUUCAAUCAGGAUGUGACUUUGCUUGAGCAGCCAGAGGCUGAGUUUCAGCCCAGGCGAAUCCACCAGACGAUCACGAUUGGCUCCGACGGGCUUCCAGCCCUCCCCGAGGAGUGUGCCGGCGAUGUGGUUGAUCAAGAUGAGGUUCUGGCAGGCAUCGACGAA
Symbiodinium sp. CCMP2456 is the source of this 699-nucleotide messenger RNA. Lineage: Eukaryota; Dinophyceae; Suessiales; Symbiodiniaceae. The record is from the annotation of a GenBank genome assembly.